CUAAAGUAUUUAGUAAGCCUAUUUCAUCCAUAUUGCCAUUGCUUCUUGGGUCUAAUUUUCAUAUUUUUGAUAGCCUUAGCCUUUAUCAAUUUAAAAUGCAGCAAUAAAGCAUACGCCUAUAUACUGGAACGAAUGUCAACAUUGACACCAAUUCUCAAGGUUUCCUGUCACACACAUGCAAUAACACACUCAGUCACACACACACACACACACACACACACACACACUCCCAUAGGCUACUCUCACACACGUGUGCGUGUUCUUACUACACCGCCUUUAAAUAACAAUGCAUUAUCUCGAAGUAUCGUACUGUAUCCACCUCUACCUCCUCAAUGCGUUCUCCUGGCCACUACCCAAACCCUCUCCCCCUCCCUCCCAUCAGAUUUGUGCGCGGUGAACAGUGUGUGUGUGUGCACGGGCUGAGCCUGGAACGGCGACAAAACAGACAGGAGAUAUAAGUCAUUUUUUGGCAAUGACUAAGUGCCACUGCGUACUUCUUGGAGUGUAACCUGGCCGUGCUUGUUGGUGUCUAGACAACGUUUUAUUUUCAAGGUUUUUGAUGCUUCCAACAGAAAUCUCCGGAGGAGUGUGUUUCACCUUAAGCGAGCACUCCGAGGGAAGGCGGGACAGAAUGAAAACGGAGGAGAACCAGUCAUGUCUGCAGCAGGGACCCUCUGCCACCGCUUUCGAGCACGUAGGAGGAGGAGAAGUUUGUGCAGGCUGUGAGUCGCCCAUCGCUGACCGUUUCCUCCUGCGGGUAAACGAGCGCUCCUGGCACGAGACGUGCGUCAAGUGUGCCGUGUGCCUGACCACCCUCUCCGGCACCUGCUACUGCCGUGACCGCCUCCUCUACUGCAAGCACGACUACGAGAAGUUGUUUGUGCGAAAGUGCAGCGCGUGUAUGCAGGCCAUCGGGCGCUCGGAGUUGAUCAUGCGAGUGCUGGGUCAGGUGUACCACCUGGGCUGCUUCAGCUGCUGCGAGUGCGAACGCCGGCUGCAGCGCGGCGAUGAGUUUGUGCUAAAGGAGGGCCAGCUACUCUGCCGCAUCGACUACGAGAAGGAGCGGGAGAUGCUGGCCGCCAUCAGCCCAGCCCCCACCGACUCUGUGAAGAGUGAGGAUGAGGAUGGAGGCGGCAGCUCGCUGGUGGGGAAAGGAGGCGAUGACAGCAAGGAGCACAAACGCUCAAAGCGGCCACGCACCAUACUGACCACACAGCAGCGGCGUGCUUUCAAGGCCUCAUUCGAAGUGUCCUCAAAACCUUGCCGGAAGGUGAGGGAGUCGCUGGCGGCUGAGACAGGCCUGACUGUGCGAGUGGUGCAGGUGUGGUUCCAGAACCAGAGGGCAAAGAUGAAGAAGAUCGCCCGCCGGCAGCAGCAACAGCAGCAGCAGCAGCAGCAGGAGCAGGAGCAGCUGAGGGGCAGCAGGAGAGGACCCAGUCGGGGAGGCCAGCAGAGCAACGACGAUAGCGAGGAUGGCUCCAGUGGUCAUGGUUUGGAUGGACUGCUCGCGUAUCCGGCAAUGCAUCGGCAGCAGCUCUUAGCACUCGACCCGAACAUCUAUGGGGGCGAGCAAUUUCGCCACGGACUCACCCCUCCGCAGCUGGGACCAGAGCAGAUGCACUCUUAUGACUCAGAAACAGUGUUUCAUGACCUGGACAGCGACGGAAGCCUCAGCCAGCUCGGUGACUGUCUCCUAGCAACAGCUGACGGGGGCUUGUUGACAGGCCGCGUGGGAAACCCAAUAGAUCGCCUCUACUCCAUGCAGAGCUCCUACUUCACUUCAUGACCCCCUCACCCCUAUGCUGACCUUGACCCCACAGUACUGCACCACACUGGGGGUAGGACUGCUGAUGGGAGGCCCUCCUGUCAUUGAUCCAUUGCUCAUGCCCAUAGGAUUGCAUUACCACAAGACUGAGAUUUACGCAAUACCAGGACAUGAACCAUACAUGGAGGUACUAAAAUGUUGUUUGGUAUUCUACUGAGAAUCAUGCUGAUGAGAUGAGGUUUUUGUAGGAGACAGUUGUCUAGUGCUUAUAGAUUUCAAGAACAUAUCAAGCACUAAUCAACAGAGGUUAAGAAAAAUAUAGUCUUCUGGGAAUGAAAAGCACUUUGUGAGGGUGUAUGUUCAAUAUACAAACAUUAAACCAGAUUUACAUAAUUGCACCAUAAUGACACACACGUUGAUAUUGCCCAGACUUUUCAUGUUACAUCAGUGCACUAAUUAUUAUUCUUCUUGACUCAAAAAUGAUCUGGUAGUUUUUGUACAAGGAAAAAAAUGUCAUAUCAAGGCAAUCAUCUGAACAGUGAGCAUGUGAUUUUGUCGCAUGAUGUUUAAUGGUGUGAUAGUUCUGUGUUUGAUUUUAUGGAGAUAAGGUUUGUUAUGAGUCUAAAUCCAACGACAGAGAUUGGGAAAUGUAGUAAAAAUGUAAAAUAUAUAUAUAUAUUUGGCACAGUAGCUUUUGUUAUGGUUAUACAUUUUACAGCUUUUUAUACACAUACGCCUGGCUGACUCCUCACACUUUUCAACAUUUACCUCGCCCAAGCACCUUGUGAGUGACUGAAGUUAUGCAUCUUAAAGUAUGCACAAUAAGCUUUGCAUGUGAAUAGCUGCUGUAAAAAUUAUAACCUACAUAAGAUAAAUAAUGUUUUUUCUACAACUUUUUAUGCACUGAAUUUGACUAUUCCACGACUGCAAACUAUGCCUUCUGAACCUUAAUCAAAGUCCCUGAUUUAAGUGGGGACAGCUCUAUAAUACUUUCCCGAUUUUCAUUGCAAAACAAAACAUCCCUGUCUCAUAUUGCAUAUUGUGGUGUAAGGUGUAUUGUAAGAUUAGUCAGAUAUAAAAAAUAUGAAAAGUCUGGGUAACGUCAAACAUUUUUUUAGUGUUUCUUGCUAUUCAACCCUAACUCUUGUCAUAAAAUGAUGCCAUUUCAAACUAAAGUAAUAGGUCUAUACAUAUAAAGAACAAAAGUAAAGUGUCCAUAGGCUUAGGGAAUAGCCAUUUCAUACAUGUUAACAUAAUUCUGGACAAGACUACUGGAACAAACAAGGAAUAAGGAUUGUAUGACAUAUCAAACUGAUAAUUCUAUAUCAAGUGUUUUUUCCUAUGAUUUUAUGUGGUAGUCCCUCACCCCCUUAAGGUCUGCCGUAAUACUGGCAAUGCAUGGUCAUACAGGAACAUAUUACUCAUUAACUGGUGAAGCACUUAAGUCUACGAGGUUAGGGAGUCUCGAUGUGGAUGAGGGGGCACACAUACCACUGUGGUUUGGGAAAUUAUACAGGGAAAGCAGGGGGACUUCUGUGCUUCAGAGACCCAAGUAGGAGUGAACUUUUUAACCCUUAAGCCAGUACAGUCACACCGGUGUGACAGGAAUGUUGGAAAUUUAACGUUCUAAGGAAUAUCUGGGUUCAUUGAAUUUAACAUGGAAUUUUAGAACCUUACAUUGUUGCGGAACAGAAUGUUCUGUUAGUAUGUUCAAAACUCCCCUGCUAUCAAAUAGGAUCUUAAGAUCAGCAAUGACUAAGGGAUUGGUCGACAGUGAGCUGUGAAUAGAGCUAGAAAAUAGAGAUAUGGAGAGCAGACUGACUCAGGUUAUGUGUGCUAGGUCUAUGGGUCACUAUUAGUGUAUCAGUUUGGAUAAGUUUCACAUCCUGUAUAGCUGAACAUUGUUUAAAUAUUUUUUCUGAUAGUUACCAGUCUUCAUUUUUAAAAAGUUAGCAUUGUUUAGUCCCACCACUGUGCGAUGAUAGAAAUGACCUUGGAAGUUGUUCAAAUUAGUAACAUAGUUACAUUACACUUAGAACAGACUGAUUGAGUCAUUAUUGCUAUAAGUGCAAAUAAAAGGCCACUAUAAAAGCUAGUGUCUAAUCUAGUUCCACUAAUGGAAGUUUUAGUUUUGAAACAAGAAAGAGGUAAAGAAUCAGGGUCUCUUCAACUACAGGGUUGUUUUAAAAGCCUGGUACAAACAGGGUUUUAAAUGUGUCUCCUUAGUAUUUGUUUUUUUAAACCCCAUCUCCUGGACAAUGUGAUGAAAAUAUCAGGAUAAUGCAGGGCAAUUGGAAAUAGUGUGAUGAUACAAUGUUUCUGUGUUUGUAAAAAUAAAUGUGUUUGUAUAAUUACUGUCAUCUUAACUUUCACCACAACUGUUAUUGGGUGUAGUCACUGUUUAUUUCUCUUUGUACAAGUAUAUGAUUCUGAUAGAUAUUUUGUACUUCUUCCUUGUGCUAGUGUUCAUAAAUAUUAGAGUAUUUAUUUUGCAGCAUGAUAUGAACCUGAAAUAUUUACAAUAGGCCUGUACAGUUAACUGAUAAAUGUACCAUUUCCCAGAGCAAUGGGACAGUCAUUCUGAGAUACUAUAUUGUGAAUGGGACCAGAUAAAAUGUGAAGGAAAUGUCGCUUUUACUUGGCAUUUAUUGGCGCAUAAUGAUGUUGUAUGGUUAUUUAUUGUGCCACACUAUUACGUCUUCAGAAGAAAAUCUGUAAAAGCUAUUGAAGCCUGGAUUGUAAGGAUCUUAAAAUGCUGGAUCAAAUGCCAUACUUACAAGAACUUUUAAACUUUUUUUUUUAUUUGUUAAUUCUAAUAGGUGAUGUGUUUGUGAAUGGUUUUAUCCUCUCUGCAAUAUAAUGUAAUUUCAGUUUAAGACACAUCUAAUGCUACAUUAUUUCUCCUUAUUGUCUGUGGUGUAAGGAUGUAAUUUGUUCUCCUAUUAGGUAAAAGAAAUGUGUAUUUUGCAACAUAAGUCUUUCCAUUUGACUACCCUCUGUUUUGAUGGCUCA
Molecule: messenger RNA, 4777 nt
Organism: Alosa sapidissima (American shad)
Lineage: Eukaryota; Metazoa; Chordata; Actinopteri; Clupeiformes; Clupeidae
Gene: lmx1al
Product: LIM homeobox transcription factor 1, alpha-like
Exons: 9
Coding region: 560-1786 (408 amino acids)
Biological process (GO): regulation of transcription by RNA polymerase II; neuron differentiation
Cellular component (GO): nucleus
Molecular function (GO): RNA polymerase II transcription regulatory region sequence-specific DNA binding; DNA-binding transcription factor activity, RNA polymerase II-specific
Source: RefSeq, a predicted model, not a curated record